Athalia rosae (coleseed sawfly) is the source of this 2223-nucleotide messenger RNA. Its product is annotated as leucine-rich repeat-containing G-protein coupled receptor 6-like. Bases 217 to 2001 code for a protein of 594 amino acids. The transcript has 2 exons. Gene Ontology annotation, molecular function: protein binding. NCBI's taxonomy places the organism in Eukaryota, Metazoa, Arthropoda, Insecta, Hymenoptera, Athaliidae. The record is from RefSeq and is a predicted model, not a curated record.
ACGGGAUAUAAUCGGACGAUACACAUGAAGCUUCCUGUCCCUUUGUCGUGCUUAUCGCUGAACUUUUCGUGGAAUUUGUGUACAAUCUACAACUCGCACACUCCGAUUAUAAUUAUCUCCCGGACUUUGGAACGUAUACAGGAGUUUAUUUAUAUUCUUCGAUCCUGACAGACCCGCCAUUAGGCGGUGAACUGCGGUAGACGACGGUAAAUCGUUAUGAUGUUCCUGCGAAUAGCGACCACCGUCUGUAUCGUAGUGGUCGGGGUGGCUCAAUCCCUGGAAAUUGAUUCCAGUGAAUUAUUGAAUUCAAAAGAAGAAGCAUAUCCCGCUUAUCGACCUUGGGAACACGAUGAAAGUAAUACAACAUGGAUCUCACUCGCCGGAAUGGGUAUUAGCUCCGUGAGUUCUACGUUCCGAUUACACAUCCCCGAUUUGAAAUGGCUCGUUAUGGAUGACAACGCGAUCACUGCGAUAUCAACAGAAAACUUCAAACAUUUCCCGGACUUGACCUACCUAAGUUUGGCAGGAAAUCGGAUUCGAUCUUUCGUUGAUUCUGGAUUUGGUUUUCUCGAUAAGCUACAAGUGCUUGAUCUCGAUCGGAAUCCUAUCGCAGAUGAUAGUGGGUACGCAGAUCCGUUUGGCUCAAGUCGUUUCAGCUCUUUACCUGCAUUACAGUCUUUGUACUUGAGAAAUUGUAAUUUACGGAGGUUUCAUAUGUCCGAAAGUACCAACAACUUGUCCCAUCUUUACUUGACGGGAAAUCAAUUGGUUAGUUUUUACGCUACUACCGACUCAUCCUUAACCCAUUUGUACCUCGAUGAUACCCAAUUACGUUACGUCUCGCUGAGAGAAUUUCCGUCACUUCUCCACUUGGAUGUGAAAAACAACUUAUUCACCGGAAUCGCAUCCCUCUCUCGAAUGAGUACCGAAGAACAUUUGCGAGACCUCCGAAACGGUAACUACUAUCAUAAUCGCCCUGCCGUUCUGUACUUGGAGCGUUCACCUAAUUUGAAAUAUCUGAUAGCGUCAUCUAACAAAAUUACUGAAAUUGAUUCGGAUAGUUUUAUAGGUAUGGAGGCUCUGACCCACGUGGAUCUGAGCCUUAAUCAAAUAAACACAUUGCAGGCUGGUACGUUCGAUAGUUUAUUGAAUCUAGAAGAUAUUCUGCUGGAUUCGAACAAGAUCAUAGAAUUGAACCACAGGGCAUUCAAUAAUUUACCCAGUUUGAAAACAAUAACGCUGAGAAAUAAUGAGAUCAGUGACAUAAAUGAAGAUGCGUUCGCGAAACUGAAUUCGAGUGCAAGUGAAAUUCAUUUAUUUUUGGACAACAAUCAAAUUCGCACAUUGAAUAAAGGUUCGUUCAGUAAUAUAAAGGGUUUGAAACACAUUGGGCUCAGCGGAAAUAAGAUAUCGACCAUAUCUUCGUUAACUUUUAUCAAUCUUCCGAGUCUCGGAAGCAUAGAAAUUCAAAAUCAAUCGCUCAAUCCUGAAAGUCCAUACGUCACAAACCGUUGGGGUGAACGGGUUCUAGCUGUAACAAAUUCGCCAAGUAGAAAUCCGUUUUCAUAUACGCAAAAAACCGGUACAAUAGAAUCGAACGCAUUCUUCAAUCUAACGAACUUGACUUUGAUUCGAAUAUCCGGAAAUUCCUUCACUCAUAUUGAGGAGGAGGCUUUUCACUCGCUUCCAAAACUAUUGGUAUUAGAUCUGUCCAACAAUAAUAUAGAGCGACUUCCCUCCACAGCUUUUACUGACCUUGCAAAUAUAGAAUAUUUGUAUCUUGGCAACAAUUCGCUGCCUAUGAUGCUGCCCAAUACGCUGCCGAAAUGUCUGAAACACUUAGAUUUGUCUCACAAUCAUAUUCUUGAUAAUUUAGGUGAUUGGCCUAUCAAAGAAUUGGACCAGCUCGAGACGUUAAAUCUUUCUGGUGUAAUAAGACAAUUGAAACCGAUCGAAUUGGCGGGUCUUCCGGCAAAUCUUACAAUCAUUGUUAAUGAAUAGUAUUUCGCCGUAUUUCAAUCCAUGUGUGCCAUUCGACUUACCGUUAUCGUUAUGAAACUGUUCGUAAUCAUAUUGCUAAAUAGAUCAUUUCGUUUGUCAACAGAAACGAAAGCUCUUAGUCUUUAGGAAGAACUUUAUGUAUCUAAUUGUAAGCACAAAAUUUUUGUAUAUGAACAGCCUCUCAUUACGUUUAUAAAUGAAAGAGUAAAAGUCUAACAUUGA